Arabidopsis lyrata subsp. lyrata is the source of this 1304-nucleotide messenger RNA. RefSeq names its product transcription termination factor MTEF1, chloroplastic. NCBI's taxonomy places the organism in Eukaryota, Viridiplantae, Streptophyta, Magnoliopsida, Brassicales, Brassicaceae. Gene Ontology annotation, molecular function: double-stranded DNA binding. Gene Ontology annotation, biological process: regulation of DNA-templated transcription. The record is from RefSeq and is a predicted model, not a curated record. The coding region runs from base 75 to 929 and encodes 284 amino acids. The transcript has 2 exons.
ACCAUUUUACCCUUCUUUCAUUGUUUUAUCCAUCCACACUUAAAAAGAUUGAAACUUUAUUUUUCUCUCCGACGAUGAUGAUUGCAAGGUGCUCUCUUUUUCCGCCGCCGUGUUUCUCCGCCGUGAGAGUUAGAUGUUUCGCCGGAGAAACUUCAGAUACUGGGAUUCUAUUUCGAGAGAAGCUUAUUUACCUUCAAGACCUUAACGUUGAUCCUCACAAAGCUCUCCGAGUAAACCCAUCUCUCCGUUCAGCUCCAAUCUCCUCCGUUGUCUCCGUCGAGACUCUUCUCUCUUCCACCGGACUCUCAAGACCCGCCGUUGGUCGUAUCCUCGAUAUGUUUCCAGAUUUGUUAACUUCAGAUCCUGAAUCUGAAAUCUUACCAGUUCUUCGCUUCUUAUCCGAUGAGAUUUCAAUUUCAGAGCAAGAUAUUCCCAAAUCGAUCUCUCGUUGUCCUCGAUUGCUAAUUUCAUCUGUAGAUUAUCAGCUUCGUCCUGCAUUAACGUUUCUCAAAACCCUAGGAUUCGUGGGUCGCGACACGAUUACGUCACGGAACACGGUUCUGCUCGUAUCAAAUGUGGAACGAACCCUAAUCCCCAAAAUUGAGUACCUUGAAGAAGGGUUAGGGUUUAAUAGAGAAGAAGUAGCGAAGAUGGUGGUGAGAUCUCCGGCGUUGUUGACUUAUAGUGUGGAUAACAAUUUAGUUCCUAAAGUUGAGUUUUUUAUGGAGGAGAUGCGUGGUGAUGUGAAGGAGCUGAAACGUUUCCCUCAGUAUUUUUCGUUUAGCUUGGAGAGGAAGAUAAAGCCAAGGCAUAGGUUGCUUAAGGAACAUGGGAUUUUGAUGCCUUUGUCUGAGAUGUUGAAGGUUAGUGAUGGUCAGUUUAACAAUUGGCUUUUAGAACUCCGUCUUAGGUCUGCUGAAAGAAGAUGAUGAUAAACAACAACGAUAUAGUGUGUGGUGUUCCGCGAUUGUAUCUUCAGCUUGUCAACACGUGAUCCCAGCGAAUCCUCUCUACCACGUCCUUCUCAUUUCUUGCUUGAGCUCUAGUUUCCAUGUUCGAUUUCCGAGAAUCGUCUUUGCUCUUAUACCUUUUAUGCGGAUAAAAUCCAAUACAAGUUUCAGAGAGAUCCAAAUGUUCAUAAAACAAAGAAUCCUCAAAAUCACCAUGUAAGAAUCUCAGUAAGAGAAGGAUUCUUCACAGAAGAUGAAUCGAAAUAUACAACAACACAGAGAUUGUGAGAGAGAUCAAACAAACUUCAUAAUUUUUUUAUGAAUGAAUAAGAAUCUAAUUUCCGCUUAAUGCCA